Molecule: messenger RNA, 651 nt
Organism: Armigeres subalbatus
Lineage: Eukaryota; Metazoa; Arthropoda; Insecta; Diptera; Culicidae
Gene: RpS15
Product: small ribosomal subunit protein uS19
Exons: 1
Coding region: 105-554 (149 amino acids)
Biological process (GO): translation; ribosomal small subunit assembly
Cellular component (GO): cytosolic small ribosomal subunit; ribosome
Molecular function (GO): structural constituent of ribosome; RNA binding
Source: RefSeq, a predicted model, not a curated record
CAAACUCUCUUUUCUCUUCCACAUCUUGUGUGAGGACGUAGUGUCGCGUGAAAUACUCGUUUAAAUUUUGUAUUUUCCGAGUUAAAUCCCUUAAUUCCGUAACCAUGGCCGAUACGACCGAAGCCGAGGGAGUUAAGAAGAAGCGUGCGUUCCGUAAAUUCACCUACCGCGGGGUGGAUCUGGAUCAGUUGCUGGACAUGAAGCAGGAUCUUUUGAUGGAGCUGAUGCACAGCCGCGCCAAGCGCCGACUGAACCGUGGUACCCGUAGGAAGCCGAUGGCCCUCGUCAAGAAGCUGCGUAAGGCCAAGAAAAACGCCCCACCAAAUGAGAAGCCGGCUAUCGUCAAGACUCAUUUGCGGAACAUGAUCAUCGUCCCGGAGAUGGUCGGAUCGAUUGUCGGAAUCUACAACGGUAAGACCUUCAAUCAGGUUGAAAUCAAGCCGGAGAUGAUCGGUCACUACCUUGGGGAGUUCUCGCUGACCUACAAGCCGGUCAAGCACGGUCGGCCCGGUAUUGGUGCCACCCACAGCUCGCGAUUCAUUCCACUGAAGUAAAGCGGACUGUGUUUAAUUAUCUUAUGUUUUCUUUAUAAGUUGCCGAAGUGACAGUGGAAAAAAUACAAAAAGGAUUGUAAACAAAACAUGGUGAAAA